AUGCCUCUCAAAGUUAUAAUUGCAGGUGCAGGCUUGGGUGGCCUGGGUGCCGCUAUCGCCAUGGCCCGCGCUGGCCAUAACGUAGAGAUCGGUGCCGCGAUUCACAUUGCUCCCAACGCAACCAGGGUACUCAAGUCCUGGGAUAUCGAUUUCGCUGAGCUGCAAGCCGUCUUAUGCAAUGCCAUCAAGAUCUAUGACCAUACAGGGAAGCUCAUAUUCGUUCCCGUGAAACUGGAAGAACUCCAAAAGAGUAUUGGCACCAAGGAUGAGUGGCUCCUGACACACCGCGUCGACCUGCACAGUACUCUACGUAAGGCAGCCACCGGAAAGACAUUCGCGGGAACAAUCAAGAUUCACACAGCAAGCAAAGUCGUUCAGGCGGAUGCGGCAACAGCCGAAAUUACUUUAGCAAACAGCGUCAAACACAAAGGCGACCUACUGAUUGGAGCAGACGGUGUGCAUUCCAAAGUCGUUUCCGCCGUUGCAGGCAGUCCACCUGUCCGCGUCAGUACAAAACAAAACACAUUCCGAUUCCUGGUACCGAUCGACAAGCUCAUGGCCAAUCCCAUUACUGGACCAUUUUUCGGAAAACUUGGUUUCGACUGUCAACACGUGUUUACUACUAGAGAUCGCAGAAUGGUGGUUUACCCGUGCCGAAAUGGCAAACUGCUCAACAUCGUCGCCAUGCAUCCAUCUGAUGAUGCUGGUCUCGACUCUGAAUCCUCGUGGCUGGCGGGCGGAAGAGUGGAGGAAUUGCUUGAUGUCUACAAGGAAUUUGGACCUGAGCUUAUCGAGAUGUGCAGGAUUGGCGAAGACCUGAAACUGUGGAGCUUGGCUACCAGAGAUCCCCCUACUAAGUUCUGGAAGGGUAGAACUGUGCUGCUCGGUGACGCAGCUCAUCCCAUGCUCCCACAUCAAGGACAAGGCGGAGCGCAAUCAUUCGAAGAUGCCGCAGCUCUUGGAGUCUUGUUCCCUGCCGACACGACCGUGGACGAUGUACCUAAGCGACUGGAACUUUACAAUAAGCUCCGCUAUCCAAGAUCCGUGACUGUAAUGUUCAUGUCAAAGAUUAAUGAUGAGAGGCGAGGCGAGAUGAUGGAGGAUCUUCGGAAGUUUGUCCCCGAUGCGGAACUCCCUCCCAACAUCUUCCCGUAUCUGUGGAAUAAUUUUGUGCUUGACGAUGCGCAAAAGGCUCUUGCAGCAGCAGCCUGA
Molecule: messenger RNA, 1212 nt
Organism: Fusarium oxysporum Fo47
Lineage: Eukaryota; Fungi; Ascomycota; Sordariomycetes; Hypocreales; Nectriaceae
Exons: 6
Coding region: 1-1212 (403 amino acids)
Molecular function (GO): FAD binding; monooxygenase activity
Source: RefSeq, a predicted model, not a curated record